AACAGCGUCUAUUAAGUCGGUGUGCACCUUGCAUGUGUGCUGGAGCCGUGCUUUCUGGGUGCCGAGUCGGGUCCAAGCCUCGGAUAAGCUCCGCCCCUUUACGAGCAUCGGACACCUCCAGCACAACAAAGCAUGUGUGGCGCCGCAACAUUGUUCCUUAUCUGAACGUGCAGAAUACGGGAUUUUGCAUAUUUUGACUUCUUCUUUGCUCUUCCCUAUUGAUGCGCAACCCGCAGUAGUGGCUACCAUGACAACAGAAGCCAGUGCCGUGAGCGAGGCGGACACUGAAGGCAAGCAGAAGGCUAGCGCCGCUGAACCCGAACCUGAGAACAAGCAGAGUCCAGAGGCAGCGGCAUCGGAGCCGGAGGGCGAGCAGUCCAGCAAGAAGGGGCAGGCCGCUGAGCCCGCCGCCGAUGCGGCUUCCUCCCCCGAAGAGGAGCAGCUGAAACCUCGCACCAGAACUUCUGCCGGCAAAGGCCUCUCUCGUCUCUUUUCCUCUUUCCUUAAGCGCCGCUCGCAGUGCUCGGAAGGAGAAGGCUUUGAGGCAGAGAAAGCCAGCGAGGAAAAGCAAGACAAAGAAGAACAGGCUGGGAAAGCGGAGGAAGAGAAAGAAGAAGAAAAAGUGAAAGCUGAGGAGAAGAAUGCUGUCCUAGAGGAGGAACCCGAUUCGAAAGAGGUCAAACGGAGCGAAGAGAAACCGCAAAAGGAGGAAAAGAAGACUGAGCCGGAGAAACUUGAGAAGAAAGGUAGCAAGAAGAAAAAGAAAGAAAGCAAGAAGAAAACUGAGGAGAGGGAUGCUGAGAAAGUGAAAACCGCAGAGGAGGAGAAAAAGGAAGAGGAGCAAGACGAGAAGAAAGAGGAGGAGAGGAUAGAGGAGCCCAAAGAAGAGGCAAAGGUAGAGGACGCUGUGGAAAUAGAAGAAGAAAAAUUGGAAACAAAAGAAGUUAAGAGGACCGAAGAUAAAUGCACUGAAACGGAGCCCGAAAAGGAGGAGGAAAAGGUUGAUAAAAAGGGAGCCAAGAAAAAGGAGAAGGAGGAGAAGGUGAAGAAAAGGGAAGAAGAAAAAGUGAAGAAAAAAGCAGAGGAGGAAGAAAAGGCAAGGAAGAGGGAGGAGGAGAAGGAGAAGAAGAGAGAGGAGGAGAAGGCAAAGGAGGCAGAAAAAGCCAAGAAGAAGGAGGAGGAAAGGGCCAAAAAGAAGGAGGAGGAGGAAAAAGCAAAGGAGGAGAAAAAAAAGAAAGAGGAGGAAAAAUUGAAGGAGGCUAAAAGGAAAGAGGAGGAAAAAUUGAAAGAGGCCAAAAAGAAAGAGGAGGAAAAACUCAAGGAGGCCAAAAGGAAGGAGGAAGAGAAAUUGAAAGAGGCCAAAAAGAAGGAGGAGGAAAAAUUGAAGGAGACAAAAAAGAAAGAAGAAAAAUCAAAGGACGCCCAAAAGAAAGAAGACGAGACAUCGACGGAGGCCAGAACAAAAGAAGAGGAAACACCGAAGAAGAAAGACGAGGAGAAAUUAAAAGAGGGCCAAAAGAAAGAAGAGGAAAAAUCGAAAGAGCCCAAAAAGAAAGAAGAGAAGGCAAAGAAAAAGGCAGAUGAUAAAAAGGAAGAAGACAAAGGGAAGAAAAAGGUGAAAAAGGGAAAAAAAGAAGAAGAAAAGGCUCAAAAAGUCAAAGCACCAAUUGCUGCCCCAGAACCGGAACUGAAAACUGAGCCAGAAACUGAACAAGCUCCCGAUCAGCACUCAAUCAGCAGCGCAGAGAUGCAGCCAGCUCAGGAGGAACCCAAGGAAGAAGCCACAAUCAAGGAGGAGCCCGAGAAAGAAGAAGAUGCAGAAGUGGACGAGAAAGAAGCAAAGGCAGAUGAAGAGCCCAAGGAGGAAAAGCCUGCAAAAGAAAAGAAGACGGAGAAGAAGGGUGACGAUGCCAAAGGCUCCAAACGACAGAAAACCAUUCAGUGCAAAGUCACGUUGUUGGAUGACACUCAGUACGAGUGUGAGCUCGAUAAACACGCUAAAGGACAGGAGCUCAUCGUUAAAGUGUGCGAGAACCUCAAUCUGCUGGAGAAGGAUUACUUCGGCCUUGCUCACUGGGAAACACCAACCUGCAAGACAUGGCUGGAACCCGCCAAGGAAAUCCGCAAACAGGUGCCAGGUGCUGUCUACAACUUUACUUUCAACAUAAAGUUCUAUCCACCUGACCCGGCACAACUUACCGAAGACCUCACAAGGUACUAUUUGUGUCUUCAGCUGAGGAAGGACAUCAUGAGUGGGGUUCUUCCAUGCUCCUUUGUCACCCUGUCCUUGCUGGGAUCUUACACAGCACAGUCAGAACUGGGUGAAUAUGACCCGGAACUCCACGGAGCUGACUAUGUUAAAGAUCUUAGUCUGGCUCCUGGACAGAGCAAAGAGUUGGAGGAAAAGGUGAUGGAGUUGCAUCGUACAUAUAGGUCAAUGAGUCCAGCCCAAGCUGAUAUGCUGUUCCUGGAAAAUGCCAAGAAACUUUCAAUGUAUGGUGUGGACCUUCAUCAAGCCAAGGAUCUCGAUGGUGUCGACAUUACACUUGGAGUUUGCUCCGGUGGUCUGAUGGUUUAUAAGGACAAGCUGAGAAUCAACCGUUUCCCUUGGCCAAAAGUUCUCAAGAUCUCUUACAAACGCAGCAGCUUCUUUAUUAAAAUCCGGCCGUCUGAGCAAGAACAGUACGAAAGCACAAUCGGCUUCAAGUUACCAAACUACAAAGCUUCGAAGAAGUUAUGGAAAGUUUGCGUUGAACAUCACACCUUCUUCAGGGCAACAACAACCGAGCCUUCCUCGUCGCGUCGUUUCCCCGUCCUGGGGUCCAAGUUCAGGUACAGCGGACGCACCCAGGCCCAAACCCGGCAAGCCAGCUCCAUGAUCGACCGCCCCGCCCCUCGCUUCACACGCUCUGCCAGCAAACGCCUCUCCCGCAAUUUAGAUGGAGACAAAAGUCUCUGGAGCAUCACGGCAUCGACCAGGUGUGAGGUUGAUGACUGGUCGUCGAUGCUCGUUUCUGAAAACCCCUACCCUUCCCUAGAAUUUCUAGCUAAAGGUGAGUCUGAAGGGACGUUUAGUCACUCCUGGAAUAUUCAGGCGGGCAGUCGGCCGUGGUGGGAUCUCUGUUCCGAUGCAGAGCUCCGGACGAGAAAAGAAGAUGAAUGGUCUACCUUGGUGGACCGAGAUCCUCCUUUCUCAUUUUCUCCAUCUUUCGAUUUUGUAGAAAGGCCAGCUAAGCUCAGCUUGGCAUCAAUGAGUUCUAUUGACAGGCUGUCGCAACCAGCACAGGAACGACAUCAUGAUUGGUUCCUCUACUUUGAUCCAAUCCCCAACCGUUCCUUGUAUAAGCAUGUCGAUAAACCUCAGCCCCAGCUCCUGGAUGAGGAGACUAUGAGUGAGGAAGAAGAGCUGACAGAGGAGGAAGUCAUUGAGAGGCUAGAGGAGAUGAUGAUUAUGGUGGAGAAGCUAGAAGAGAUGGAAGACAUAGAGAGGAGGCUGAAAAAAGUUAAAGAUUUAGAAGAGCGACUCCAAGAAGUAGAAAUCAUGUCUGAUAAGAUCCAAGAAGUGAUAGAAGAAGAAUUAGGCGAACAAGAAGUCGCCUUACUAAAGGAUGAGGAACUACAGAAAGAAAGUAAAGCCAUAACACGGACUGUGUUGAAAAAUUCCGUGAUGACCGUGAUGAACCUGAAUGAGGGCGACGUGAAGGAUGAAUUAGAGGAGCAAAUCAAAGAGGUGUUUUUAAAAGGCCUUUUGGACGAUGACGACGAUGCUAAAAAUAGCAUAGAUGGGCAUGUGUUUGAAUAUAGUCUGAGAGAGAAGGUACGUCAGAUAGGAGAGGAGUGGAAAGAUCUGAUGGAGGACAAGGCUUCUUCUCAGGUAGCUUAUCAGACAGAGGUCAGGACAAAGACAGUUUCUUUUGAGGAUCAGACAUCGCAGAGGCUUGAUUCGGUGGAACAUACACUUCUGAAGAUCAUUUCAGAAAAGACUGGUGAGACUGGAGUGACGAUAGAAAUACUGGUGGAAAGAGCUGAGGAGGAAGAUACUGAGGACAAAAAUGGAUCUUCACGAGACAAAGAGAAAGAUAUUUGGUCCGUGCUUUUUGACCGUCCACCGUACACGCCCGUUAUCAAACCGUCAGUUACAUCGGUGAAAGACGUUACGUUGGAGGAGGGUGAGUUUUUCACUUCCAAAUUAGUGAUUACAGCAGAUAAAAAGGUCUUACGAGAAGAACAGCCUCUAGAGGACAUUCCAUCACCACGGACUAUUCUAGAAAGAGAAGAUGACUGGUUUGUGUUGCUGGAUGCCGUCCGCAGAUUUGUAAAAGCAGUUACCUUGAAGGAACCAGACCAGACGGAAGCAGAAGGUUUGCUCUCUAUGGUUGAAAAGGAUGACGAGAUUAGGGAGGUGCAAAUUGAAGAGGCAGAGAUAAGCGAAGAAGCGCCGACGUAUCGUCGAGAAAUCCAACAACAGUCGGUGAAGGAACGGGACGAUGACCGGUUUGUGUUGCUGGAUGUUGUUUCCAAAGAAAGCACUUUUGUAGCACCAGUUGCUGUUGAUGUUUCGACUAAAGAAGACGUGACAGUUGAUAUGAGGUACGAACCCGUUGAUGUUGUGGUCAUCGAAGAGCCAAAAAUAAACGAGGAUUUAAGCGUGAAUGAAGUCACAAAGAUGUCACGAGGUGGAAGAGAAAUAGAUGACGAUUGGUUUUUACUGCUGGACGUUGUCAGCAAAGAACCGCAAUUUGUACCGCCAGUGACGUGGAUUCACACUUACUCUGAAAAAAGAAUUUCUGCUGUGAUUGAAAAAAGAAUGGAGGUUGUAGUCGAAGAGACUUCUAGGAAAAUGUAUCCCGAGGUGAAAAUAUUCCCCUCAGUCAUCAAAAGAGAUGACGACUGGUUUUUACUGCUGGAUGUUAUUCCGAAAAAAACGACUUUUAUACCUCCAGUUGCCCUACCAAUGAAGGCUAAAAUCUCUCCAGAUGUCGGACCAGUGAUUGAAAUAAAAGACAUAGAAAUGAAACCGGUUCCGGUUUCUUUGGACCAGAUGAGCCCAUCUCAAAUCCAACCAGAGAAAGACGAUGACUGGUUUGCGGUAUUUGAUGCCGUUCGGGAACCAGCCGUUGUAUUUCUACCAGACACCUCUGUUGAAAUUACUCCAGCUACAAGGAAGCCCUUUGAGGCUGAGGUGUUAACCACUGUGACUAGAACAUGGGACACGGUGAUAAUUGGUGAGAACAGCAGGUUUGAUGAGACACCAAGUUCAGAAACGAGACCGCUUGUACCAACAUCAACUCAAAAAGAAGAUGAUUGGUUUCAACUGUUCCCAAAACAAACCAUCCUAGAAAAGACAGUUCCUGUACCAUCAGUUGCCAUGGUUAAGAAUGUCGAAGUUGUGACCGUGGCUAAAGAAAUAAAACAAAACGCCAGAGUAGAAGAAACGAGGCCGCUGGUGAAGUUAGUUGAAAGGAAACCUCAACCGCGAGAGUUGGAUGAUGACUGGUUUGUGUUUUUAAAUGCGGUAAAAGUACCAGCGGCCGAGCCUAUCCGAAAGUAUCCUACCGUAGCUCCAUCUGAAGCUUUUACAGUUAAAGAAAAUAAGUCGCUACCGAGAUUUACUGUGGUGGAACAGAAGUGGAUGAAAGAGCAGCCACUUCAAACAGGGAGAAAGAUGGAUGAUGAUUGGUUUACUCUUCUAGACGUGGCUCCUAAAAAAACAGUCCCCGAACGGCUCAGAUACGUGGCAGCAGUUCCACGGAAGAGAACUUCAGAGAGCAAAACAAGGAUUUCUAUUGUUGAGCGACCCCAGUUUGAGAAACAGAUCCGGCAAGAAAGACGGCCUCUCAAAUAUACUCAUGUCCAUGAUGAUUGGUUUGUUCUACUUGACGUUAGCCGUCGAAAGCCAGUGCCGACCACACAGAGAAGCACCCGUCCCGUCAGCGCUCCAGUCUUCUCCCAAGCUGCUCUGGCUGAGGCCGGAAUUCCAAUGGCACCCUUUGACCAGCUGCAGACCUCCACUCCGAUCAGGACUGCAAUCAAAGAGGAGAGGAACCUCGAGGUCACUUUAGAAGUUGUCGAACCAUCAAAAAUCGAGGACAAGUCAGCAGUAUGGACUGACCAGAGAAAUGACUCCUCACUGACACUUUCCAUCAAUGGGGACAUUCAGUCUGAGGUGACGAGCGGAGAAUUGGUGCAAUUGCGAAAGAGAAGAGAUAAGAAAAUUGAGGGUGGCUCAAUUUAUAUGAGACAUAGCCUUUUAAUGUUGGAGGAGUUCGACAAGCCUCAGGAGGACCUGCUCAGGCAUCACGCCAGUAUCAGCGAGCUGAAGAGGAACUUCAUGGAAUCUCUGCCGGAAUCCAGGCCGAGCGAAUGGGAGAAGCGUCUGUCCACGCACUCGCCGUUGCGUACUCUGGGUGUCAACGGUCAGCCCGGUGCAGAUGGGAGCCUGCACAUUAGUCCGCUGUGCAGAGGUUCAGAGACCAGGGCAGCACUCAAGGAGAAUUUGGGCUUUUCCAACAAGUCCAAUCCCAUUGUGAGCCUCCAUCAUAGUGCCGUGGCUCCUGCCAGAGUUGCUUUUGACAAGUCAUGUGAUCAGGAAGCACUUGUGGUGAUUGGCUCAUCCAUGGUGCCAAUGGUAGAGGUGGAGAUGAUGCAACCGUUUUCCUCCCUCGACCCCGGCAGUAAAUUUUUAGAUGAGACCCAGAAAGAAGAAAGUUCAUGUCCCAGAUUUUCGGAACGCUCUGGGAAUAUAACUGGAUCUUCUCCGGCUUCCUGUUUUAUGAGCGGUGGUCCACAGGUCAUACACAGCUUCCAGCCGCCUCUGGUGCAGACCCACACAGUCACCAUCACAGCUGUCCCCAACUCCUUACCCAGUGGCAUCUCCACCACAGAAGUCCCUAUCGUCCCAACCAAGACCGUCACCUAUGAGUCUGCAAAGGGUGCAGUUGAUGGAACAGAAGAGGACAAAGAAAGCACAUUGUCCAUUUCGCAGACCUCCGAAACCAUCAGUGGCACCUCCGUCACUACCACCACUACACACAUCUCAAAGAUUGUGAAAAGUGGCUCCUCAGAGACUCGUGUUGAGAAAAGAAUCGUCAUAACUGCCGACAGUGACGUUGACCAGGAUAAGGGGAAAGAUGGUGGUGCUUCAGCAUUGUAACUGAGCAGCAUAAGCAGCUACUCCUUUGGCUAUCCAUCCUUCUCCCCCUUGGUCAGAGUGCAGCACUCAACACACACUGACUGAGCCACUCUCAACGCACGCACACAUGUCUCUGAAUGUGCACCCGGUAGCAGAAUCUGCGUAGAUCGUGUUUGUUUUUGUUCUCUUUAUGCUUUGAGCUGUUCAUAGAAUGUUAGAGGAGGGCUGCACCGUGUUGAUCAAAUCUCACCUGCAAAAGAUCUGAAAAGCUUCUCACAUCCACUUCCAUUGUUUUAAAACUUAUUUCUCUUUAAUCGUAGCAGAUAUGUUUGCUUUUAAACACGUUUACUUCCCUUUUUAAUCUUUUUUUUGUUUCACAUAUGCACUGUUUCUGAGUUAAUUUCGUCAGUGUUCACUAUUCAGGGAACUCUUCCUCUUUCUUGUUGUGUAUUCAUGCAUUACCUUCAGGAGAAACAUUUGGAUGAAAUUAUGUAGCUCGCCUUGAUUCAUACAUUAAGAUAAUUCUGUGCACUAAUUGGGACAGUUGUUUGGUUUCGCUCAGGAAAAAGAACCAAAAUUUCCUUCUUUUACAACCAGCCGACAACCUGUAGCCUACACGUUCUUGUAAAGUUUGAAUUAAAACUCAAUCUAUUUUGACAUAUUUCUCUAUUUUAUAGGUGUAAUGCUUUUAUAGUGUUUGUACAAAUUGAAAAAUUUUAAGUUAUUCAUAGCCCCCCCCCCCACUCAUUUAAAUUGUGGUGUUGACUAAAGUCAAGGUCUCUUUUGAAGACUUUUCUUCUAUGAUUCGUUCUUCCUCUGGUCAGUCAGCGUGCUCUUCAUCAGCCGCUUUGAAUAUAUUUGGUUGAUCCAUAUUGAAAGCUUUGGUCUGUUUCUCUCAGGUUUAAUAUACGUACUUUGCAAGACCACACACCUCAAUCGGAAUGUAUGAGGAAUGCGCAUAUAUUUAUAUCUGCCCCUACUUUUAAUGUACAUGUUCAUCCACGUGACAUUGAGAGAACCUGUUCUCACGAGAAUUUCGAGGGAAUGCCUACAAAAAUGGAGGGCACUUCAAAAGGCUUCUCUUGGAAUCAUUUUAUAAUCAUAUUUCCCCCUCAUCUCCUACCCAUUUACAUUUUUUGUACGGGGUUCUGGAAAACAGUCAAAUUUGAACAAAUAUUGUGCGUAACUUUUUGUACAAUUUUCCAAGUAAACUCUUGCGGGAACACGUUGCGCUCGUUGCUCGACUCAGUAAAGCGCAAGUGGAAGGCGAAGGCAGCUGUCCUGGUAAAUGUGGCUUUUUUUUUUUUUGGGUCAUAGGAGCACAGGUUUGUUUUUUUUACAUGUUCUACUAUACAGUAAUUUAUUUGUAAAGUAGCAACUGUUUUAUGUGAUUUGAUGUACUGUGAUGUUACGAGCGAAAAAAGCUACUUCCAUUUAGAGAUGUCACAAAGUUUAUAUCAAGAAAGUUUGUAAAGCCUUUUACCACAUAGUCCAAGUUGCUUUGCUCUCACUUGCUGUCUAAUGUGCUUUUUUGUAGUAGAAGCUGUCAAACGCACCAGUCCCUCUUAUUAGACCACGUGUUUCUUUGUCUUGGUCGCAUAUUUUUGGUAGCUACAACAACAGCAACCUCCCCAGAAAAAAAAAAAAAUCUUAGAAUUUCACGUGGGAAAAAUAGAUUUUAGAUGGUGAAAAA
Syngnathus typhle (broad-nosed pipefish) is the source of this 8825-nucleotide messenger RNA. RefSeq lists its product as uncharacterized. The record is from RefSeq and is a predicted model, not a curated record. Gene Ontology annotation, cellular component: cytoskeleton; plasma membrane. NCBI's taxonomy places the organism in Eukaryota, Metazoa, Chordata, Actinopteri, Syngnathiformes, Syngnathidae. Gene Ontology annotation, molecular function: actin binding; structural molecule activity. Bases 248 to 7153 code for a protein of 2301 amino acids. The transcript is spliced from 33 exons.